Cyprinus carpio (common carp) is the source of this 2206-nucleotide messenger RNA. Its product is annotated as serine protease FAM111A-like. The transcript has 4 exons. NCBI's taxonomy places the organism in Eukaryota, Metazoa, Chordata, Actinopteri, Cypriniformes, Cyprinidae. Bases 1 to 2025 code for a protein of 674 amino acids. The record is from RefSeq and is a predicted model, not a curated record.
AUGGUCCCAAAGCCGGAUGGCACCCUCCGCUUUUGUAACGACUUCCGCCGCCUGAACGAAGUCUCCGAAUUCGACGGGUACCCCAUGCCUCGGGUGGACGAACUGCUGGACCGGCUAGGAAGGGCCCGGUAUAUCAGCACCCUAGACCUCACCAAGGGCUAUUGGCAGCGGAUGAUGGACAUCCUCCUGCGGCCUCACCAAGCUUACGCGGCCGCCUACCUGGAUGACGUCGUGGUCCACUCCGAGGCGUGGGACGAACAUCUGGAUCGUCUGCGGAGGGUGCAUUCGGAGCUCCGGCGGGCUGGACUUACCGCCAACCCCCGCAAAUGCCACCUAGCCCUCUCUGAGGCCAAGUACCUGGGCUACCAAGUCGGCCGAGGACUCAUCCGGCCGCAAGACAAGAAAGUUGAGGCCAUCCACGCCGCACCAAGACCCGAGACAAAGACCCAGGUACUCCGCGCCCCGGACUUUAGCUGCCCCUUCCUGCUGCAGACGGAUGCUUCCGACACAGGACUAGGAGCGGUCUUCUCCCAAAUCCAGGAAGGUGAGGAGCAUCCGAUCAUCUACAUCAGCAGGAAGCUGUCCCCCGCCGAGAGGAAGUACGCCGCCGUGGAGAAGGAGGCCCUGGCCAUCAGGUGGGCAGUCCUGGAGCUCCGGUACUACCUCCUGGGCCGCAAGUUCACCCUGUAUGCAUUCAGAGGAGAGAAAAUCAAAACUGCUCUUAGACGUGACGGACGAUUCAACAAUGUCAUUUUCAGGAAACACUGUGCUCUGUCUGAGUUUAGUGAUGAGUUAAAGCAUGAAUGGUCAAAUCUUGUAGACAAUCUUGACGGAAAGUCUUUCCAGGUAGUUGUUCUCAGUAAUAAGAAUCAGCCAGACAGUCAAGAUGAUUUGACUCCUGUCAAGACUAAACCUAAUGUAGCUUCAGGUGCUGAUGUGGCAGAAACUGCCGGCUCAAGUCAGAAUCCCAUCAGCACUGAGCAAGAAAAAAAACAUGAUGGAAACACAAAGUCCACAAACCCUUCAACUAAACGGUAUGCCGUUAAACCUAUAGCAGAUUCUGAAGAGAUUCUGGGAAUUCUGCGUGAACAGUUUCCAGUUUUACUGAAGCAAUUAAAGCAGCGAGAGAAACUAAAGACCAAAUCUGAUGUUCAGAAGUUCUUCAGAGCAGAAUAUGGUAAAAGUGUUGAGAAUUUCUUGAAGGUGAAGAAAGUGAAGCAGCUCAUGAAGCUCUCGGACUCUGUGUGUCAGAUUCGACAGGAGGGGUCUGCUUUAGGAACUGGUUUCUUGCUCUUUGACAGAUACGUCCUCACUAAUGCUCAUGUUUUUGGAGAAUCUACUGAUGUUCCACAAGUUAACGCUGCACAGUUCACAGCUGUAUUUGGUUAUGAAGACCUGGAUUCAGAGGAUAGUAAGCACAUACCAGUUGAACAGGUCACAGCUUACUUUCAUAGAAACGAUGAUAAAGGAAGGUAUCUUGACUAUGCUCUUCUUGAGCUUGAUGAUGUUGAUAAAAUUGCUGAGUAUCCUAGAUUGCUUGAUUGUUACCAUCCAAACGUCCCUAUUAACAGAGGUCAGAUCUGUAUUGUGGGACAUCCAGGUGAAGGGGUUAAAAAAAUGGACCCCUGCUUCAUCAUUGAGAGAGAGAAUCAACAAUUAAUUCAUAUUGUGAAGGAUUGCUCGGAAAAGAAAUGGGACUUUUCAGUAUAUGAAAACCAGAUUCCUUAUGACUCUUGUUUCUUUGAAGGAUCUUCUGGCUCUCCAGUUUUUGAUGUAGACUGCAAUCUGAUUGGCAUCCACACUGGUGGUUAUAAGUACGAAGUAGAAGAUAAAUCUUGGUACAUCAUGGAAUAUGGCUUUUCCAUGCAGCCCAUCCUGGAUAACAUCAGAGCACAGGCUAGGAUGAAAGGUUUGCCAGACAUCGUCAGUGUCAUAGAAGCCUACAGCAAUGUGUCUGGGACUGCAGAGCAACAGAAUCAGAAUGACAUUGAGAUGAAAGAUGCUGAAGAGUCUGAUGAGCUUUGAAUGAAUCUGUUCACACGUCUGUGCUGCCAUUUUUGAUUUGGGGUGACUGUAAAACCUUCUGAGAGACCUAAACAUCAGACUACGAUUUGUCAAUGUCAUUAUGGGUUUUCACUUUUCAUAUAAUUUUUAGAGAUGAUUGAGUGGUCAAAAGUUAUGUUAUGUUUCUCUUAUUUUUGAUUAA